AUGUCGAGCGGAUCAACCGAUAAAUUGACGCCUGAAGCGCUGCACAAGCUCAUCCAGGCCUCUUUCAAAGGCAGAGAUAGAGCUUAUGCCCCGUACUCGAAGUUCAACGUCGGCGCUGGGCUGCUGCUAGCGGACGGAUCGAUGGUAAUCGGGUGCAAUGUCGAGAAUGCCGCCACGCCAGCUGGAAUCUGUGCAGAGCGGACAGCCAUGGUGAAGACCAUCUCCGAUGGCAACAAGUCAGUCAUUGCCGUAGCAGUCACCUCGCACAUGCCUACCCCGACGAUAUCGCCGUGCGGUAUCUGUCGGCAAUUUAUGCGAGAGUUCCUCCCCCUCUCCACGCCCAUCUUGAUGGUCGCGGCUUCCUACCCCUUGUCAGACGAUAGCGUGCCAAGCUACGUCGCAGACUUGGGCCAGCACAUCGACAGCCGGACUGCCGAGGGAGAGGGACUAGGCGGGUCGACGAAGGAAGUGGCGGGCUUCACCUGGAGCAAGGAGGUCACAGUCCUGUCGCUGGAGGAGCUGUUGCCGAUGAGUUUCGGCCCAGAGCAGCUGGCAGAGGGCACUGAUAAGGCUUAG
Molecule: messenger RNA, 576 nt
Organism: Dioszegia hungarica
Lineage: Eukaryota; Fungi; Basidiomycota; Tremellomycetes; Tremellales; Bulleribasidiaceae
Product: cytidine deaminase-like protein
Exons: 4
Coding region: 1-576 (191 amino acids)
Cellular component (GO): cytosol
Molecular function (GO): zinc ion binding; cytidine deaminase activity
Source: RefSeq, a predicted model, not a curated record